Messenger RNA from Loa loa (African eye worm), 996 nucleotides. RefSeq lists its product as hypothetical. Gene Ontology annotation, biological process: synaptic signaling. The record is from RefSeq and is a predicted model, not a curated record. Lineage: Eukaryota; Metazoa; Nematoda; Chromadorea; Rhabditida; Onchocercidae. Gene Ontology annotation, cellular component: plasma membrane. The transcript has 6 exons. Gene Ontology annotation, molecular function: protein binding. Bases 82 to 996 code for a protein of 304 amino acids.
CUCUUCUCAGGAAGUUCUUCAACAAAAGUGAAAAAGGAUGAGAAAAAGGAGAAGAAAUUAGAGAAAGAUGACCGAUACGAUAUGCAGGAAGCUGUAUUUAUACGUUGGGCGAAUUCGUUGGCUGGCGGAGUAGUGAAAGAACUGAGCGAUGUUAUGGAUACGAAGUUUCUAUCUAUUUUUGUGCAACUUAUCACGGGCGAUUCAUUUAUAAGCUCAGGUUCUCGAGUGCAGGAUAUAUCAAAUGCACUUCGGCUUGUCGAUAAUGAUGAACGAUUCAACCAGAUAAGCAUCAGUGAACUUGCUGAUGGGAAUCCUCGAGCCAUAUGUUCCGCUGUUUGGCAGCUUAUACAAAUUUUUUGGAAGAGAUUCGCUCCAGUUGAUGUCCGUGAUCAGAAAAUGGCCGAAGCACUGAAAGAUUGGUGUGUCGAACGAGCGCAACGUUUUGAAGUGCAAAUUAAUGAUUUCAUUUCAUCUUGGAGAGACGGCUACGCCUUAAAUGCUAUCUUAUUGUCUUAUAACCCAGAUCUAUUCAAUAUGAAUCAGAUACGUGACAUGCGGGCAGUUGAUCGCAUUGAACAUGCAAUGGGCCUAGCUGAACGCCAUAUCAAUACUCCACGUCUUCUUCAUCCAAAAGACUUUUCCAGCGAACGUUUAGAUAAGAAAAGUGUUGUUUGUUACUUGAUGGUACUUUACCUCUCAUUGACUACUGAAGUCCCAUCACCGGAGUCUCAACCUCAACCUGAGCUACAACUAUCUGAACAACCUGUAGAAUCAUCGGAAUCUUAUAAAAACCUUCAAGGAUCGAUGGUAACCAGCCAAAAAGAUGUUGUAAAAAGCGAUUCACGGUCUACGGUAGAUUCAGUAACAUCACCGGUAGAUACUGUUUAUGCUGAAAUGGAAUGUCCGAUAUGGAAAAGUCCCGAACAACCUUCUUCUGUCCCGUCAUCUAGAAAGCAUUCACAGCAAACUAACGAAGUUGGUUUGAUUAAUUCUUAA